Molecule: messenger RNA, 4058 nt
Organism: Cherax quadricarinatus
Lineage: Eukaryota; Metazoa; Arthropoda; Malacostraca; Decapoda; Parastacidae
Source: RefSeq, a predicted model, not a curated record
UGCUAUGCACAGAACGUUCUGGAGGUGAUAUAAAAGAACUCGGCUCCAACCAAGUACCAGUCGGGAAGUGUGUACCAGACGACGUAAACUUGCUGAGAGUGAAGCAACGAACCUCUGUCGUGUUCAGUGUAUCGCACAGUAACGGUGAUUAUUUACUCGGACAAGUUUACAUCGCCUGUGAUCACGCCAACAGAAUUCGAGAGUCAUUUCCUGUAUUUCCUCCUUCCCCCUUUUUCCCUCAUUUCUUCCUCCCUCCCCUCCUAUACAAAGAAGUACUUACACACUGAUGAACACACGCCAUGUUCUACUAGUCAACCAAGACCAGUUUAACACUACACAGUUUCUACUUACGAAGUAAUAUGUUGUUAAUAACCACUAGUCAUCUCUCUUCUACUCACUACUCAACUAAGUAUUACUUUCAAAAGGGGUAACAGAUCAAAAAGUUCAAUUACACAACCAUUAGCGAUUAUUUCCCAAAGUGGUGACUCACCCACUACACAAUCAUUUCGGAAUAUUUCCUAUGUGGUAAUCCAUCUACCCAGUAUCCGCUACACAACCAUUUAGGAGCAUCAUUUCCUUAGUUGUAACCCACUCAGUAAUCACUACAUAACCAUUUAGGAGCAUUUCCUAAGUGGUAACCCCACUCAAUAUCCACUACACAACCAUUUAGGAGCAUUUCCUAAGUGGUGACCCCACUCAAUACCCACUACACAACCAUUUAGGAGCAUUUCCUAAGUGGUGACCCCACUCAAUAUCCACUACACAACCAUUUAGGAGCAUUUCCUAAGUGGUGACCCCACUCAAUAUCCACUACACAACCAUUUAGGAGCAUUUCCUAAGUGGUAACCCCACUCAAUAUCCACUACACAACCAUUUAGGAGCAUUUCCUAAGUGGUGACCCCACUCAAUAUCCACUACACAACCAUUUAGGAGCAUUUCCUAAGUGGUGACCCCACUCAAUAUCCACUACACAACCAUUUAGGAGCAUUUCCUAAGUGGUAACCCCACUCAAUAUCCACUACACAACCAUUUAGGAGCAUUUCCUAAGUGGUGACCGCACUCAAUACCCACUACACAACCAUUUAGGAGCAUUUCCUAAGUGGUGGCCCCACUCAAUAUCCACUACACAACCAUUUAGGAGCAUUUCCUAAGUGGUGACCCCACUCAAUAUCCACUACACAACCAUUUAGGAGCAUUUCCUAAGUGGUGACCCCACUCAAUAUCCACUACACAACCAUUUAGGAGCAUUUCCUAAGUGGUGACCCCACUCAAUAUCCACUACACAACCAUUUAGGAGCAUUUCCUAAGUGGUAACCCCACUCAAUAUCCACUACACAGCCAUUUAGGAGCAUUUCCUAAGUGGUAACUCCACUCAAUAUCCACUACAUAACCAUUUAGGAGCAUUUCCUAAGUGGUGACCCCACUCAAUACCCACUACACAACCAUUUAGGAGCAUUUCCUAAGUGGUGAGCCCACUCAAUAUCCACUACACAACCAUUUAGGAGCAUUUCCUAAGUGGUGACCCCACUCAAUAUCCACUACACAACCAUUUAGGAGCAUUUCCUAAGUGGUGACCCCACUCAAUAUCCACUACACAACCAUUUAGGAGCAUUUCCUAAGUGGUGACCCCACUCAAUAUUCACUACACAACCAUUUAGGAGCAUUUCCUAAGUGGUGACCCCACUCAAUAUCCACUACACAACCAUUUAGGAGCAUUUCCUAAGUGGUGACCCCACUCAAUAUCCACUACACAACCAUUUAGGAGCAUUUCCUAAGUGGUGACCCCACUCAAUAUCCACUACACAACCAUUUAGGAGCAUUUCCUAAGUGGUAACCCCACUCAAUAUCCACUACACAACCAUUUAGGAGCAUUUCCUAAGUGGUAACUCCACUCAAUAUCCACUACACAACCAUUUAGGAGCAUUUCCUAAGUGGUGACCCCACUCAAUACCCACUACACAACCAUUUAGGAGCAUUUCCUAAGUGGUGGCCCCACUCAAUAUCCAAUACACAACCAUUUAGGAGCAUUUCCUAAGUGGUGACCCCACUCAAUAUCCACUACACAACCAUUUAGGAGCACUUCCUAAGUGGUGACCCCACUCAGUAUCUGCUACACAACCAUUUAGGAGCAUUUCCUAAGUGGUGACCCCAUUCACUAUCCACUACACAACCAUUUAGGAGCAUUUCCUAAGCGGUGACCCCAUUCACUAUCCACCACACAACCAUUUAGGAGCAUUUCCCAAGUGGUGACCCCACUCACUAUCCACUACAUAACCAUUUAGGAGCAUUUUCUAAGUGGUGGUCCACUCAUUAUACACUACACAACCAUUCAGGGUCAUUUUCCUAAGUGGUAACCCACUCAUUUCUCACCAUACAACCAUUUAGGGUUAUUUCCUAAGUGGUUAAACGCUUUCCACUCCACCACUAAGAUUGCUACUUAAUUGUUAACUUCAGCACCCACCACGUACAGGCAUUCUACACACGACAUUUCAUACUAUAUUUCUACCAAGUUACGCAACUCUUGCUUCAACUGCCCGAGACAAUUACAUUCGUUUUCUCACACGAUACCUCUGUGGUGCCUACUCCUUUUAACGUAUAUACACCCACCGUGAGAUACUCGCCCUUGUGUAAACACAAAGGUAUAAGCUAAGAUACUAGGUCUCCAAGGAAUUAUUUGAAAACAAAUUCUUUCAUCUUAACUACAUCCCCCCCCCAUCCCACGUCCAACAUGGCUCCUCCUUAUUCCGCUGGCAUCUUGGCACGUUCUCUGGUCCGAGUGACAGGCAGUGGCAGAGGAAACCCUCAAGACAGCGUUCUAUGCGACCUAUCCCGAGUGUCAAGUCUAGCUGCCUCGGUUCCUAUGCCUAGAAACCUUCCUCCGGCGCUGCUUCGCCCGCCGGGUGAAUUACCCGUUGACUCUCUGCGCAAUCCUCGCCUCGGAACAAGUACCCAGCAUGAGCAACAAACAACGGUUCACCCAGCAGAAGUUGCCAGUGGUCAGCGAAAGCGACCCAGAUCUCAGGCUUUCCCAGACGACGAGACUUACUCAGGCUCCAAGAUUAGCAAGCCUGAUGAGGUCUUCUCUAAGAGCCAGAUGAAUCAAUUAUCCUCUGUACCAGUGAUACAAGCUGGGUUACAGAACCUUCAGCAGACUAGGCCAACACCUCAAGUGGUCGAACAGAACCACCUCCAGAUCAAUCCAGCACCUCGGGUGAUCGUGGCACAGAACCCCCUUCAGCAGACGACUUCAGCACCUCAGGUGCUACUGGUACAACAAAACCAAUCCCAGCAGACCACACCUGCAUACCAGGUAUUCAUGGUACAAUUACCAUCCGUCUCUCAAAACCAAGUUCAACAGGCCAGACCAACACCCCAGGCAGCAAUGACACAGAUACAAAACCUACUUCCACAUACCAGCACAGUACCCAAGGUUGUAGUAGCACAGCUACAAAACCUACUUCCACAAACCAUCACAUUGCCCCAGGUUGCUGUAGCACAGCAACAGCCUCUCCAACAGAACAACUUUGCGCCCCAGAUAAAUCCAGAAGCAUUACAAGCCAUUCAAGAACAGCUCCAGGCUUUUUCUCCUAGCCUCGGGAGAUGCAUCUCGCUGAGUGAAGUAGUGGAAGAGUCUAAACAACUGAGAGAAGAAAAUGAUACGAUGCGUAAACAAUUGUCUCUCUUCAGGCAGUUGUUCCAAAACAAGGAAAGACUGGCUUCCGUGGCCAAGAGACUGGGUGUUGCAGUUGCUUAGGACUUAAUAAAAAAAAUUUUGCUCCAUAAAAAAACAGGCUGUGACUAUUAUCCUAAUUUUGUAGUUAGGAUUUUUUUUUGCUAAUAAUUUUAAUAAAUUUACUAAAUAUGAAAAUUAAUAAUGUAAAAUUAUGAAGUAAAAAAGCUUAAUAUAUUUUACUUAACCUGUGUAAUUUUUUUUUACUAUCAUUCUCGUUAAAACUUACCAACCCACGACGUUUCCUGUUAGGUCACGUUUCAAUGAAAUUAAUUGUUUACUGUAAUUUAUUGUUUUUUUUUUUCAAAAUAAACCUUUUGAAUUUCAA